CCCACCACAUUAAGACUAUGUGUGUGUCAGUAGUCUUUCUUACAGACAUCUGACUGUCAGGCCAAAGACUGUCUUAUCCUGAGAUUUAUACAACGCCCAGUCAGGACAAAAGCUGACCUGUGUGGUGUGCCACAGACAUGUGCAGGAAAAGGAAAAAGAUCCUGUCUAAUCCAUUGUAUAACUUGCUCAGCUCCUGAGGAUGCCAUGUCUACGCCAGUUGGUGGGCUUAGCAGCUUUAAGUGACCAGGAAGCCAGAGGUGAACUUCUCCCAGUAAAAUGAUUUUCAUUAUCACCAGCAAAGGGAAAAUAGAGCUGUUCACCUAUUUUCCUCAUUUCUUUAUGUAUGAAUGCUACAGCAGAGACUAGCUUGUUCAGAAUGACAGUGGUAGAGAAUGAGAUUAGAGAUUCUGGUCUGCAUAUUCAUUAUUAGGUAAUGUAAACUCCAUUGGUGUAUCUGCUCAUUUUUAGUAAAAUAAAACUAGUAUUUUAAAAACUAGGAACCUGAAGUUGGUUCUUAAGUGGAUAUUCAGAUUACUGUGGCUAACUUUGGCAGUGCCACAUAGACUGCAUCUCCCUGUGGCAACUUAAGGCUCCUGAAAAUUUGGUUUGGUAGCCACCUUUAAAUUCUGUACUUUUAUAUAUAUAUUUUUGAAACCAAGCACAAGCAUAUUCAGGAAAUUAUGUGACAUUCAGUAAUGUGACAUUUAUCCCUAUUCAUAACGUUUAAUGCCAAGGAAAAAUGAUAGUGUUACACACAACCUACUGGCUGAUCCUUUUGACAUUGCAGAAAUCUGAUAGUUUGGUUUUUCCCCUCUAUUUUUAUAGUUCUCUGCAGCUUGAUCCUUGGCAAAAGCACAUGACAGACAAUAAUUGCAGAACACUAACAAAAGAAACAAGACAGGGUGAAAGAUUUGAGACAGGAGAUAGGAGUUAGCAGGAAUACGAAGGAAAGACUUAAUAGUCUCUCCUGGAAUACACUGCAAGUUGCUGGACACGUUAGCCAGGUGGCUGCUGGUGAAACUAGCAGGACGGUUUAAGAAGAGGCCGUUUUCAGGUAGUCCUAAAUACCAGACUGUGUGAGAAUAUGCAACAGAACCUGGGAGUGUUCCUGGUGCAUGUCAGCAUUCAGUUAGCAUCACUAGCUGAGACCAGUGUGGAAGCUAUCCAUAACUGCCAAAGGAGGGUGAGAAGAAACUAGUUGAGAUGAUAUACCUGCUUAAACUGCUAACUUGCCCCUGAAAGAAGGCAGUAGUAGAGGGAAUGCUGAGUACGGUUCAGCUGACUUGGUCAAAAUGCCAGUAGGAAUGAUUCACUGUGUGACUCACAAGGAAGAAGAGUUGCUGCUAGCCUGGGACCGUGGCUGGUUUCUGCUGAGCAGUGCAAGGCAUGGACUGCCACUGCUUGCCUGAGAAGUUCAUACAAAAAAGCAUUUUCAACCAUAUGAAUUAUCAUUUUACUUCAGAUAUAUUUCAAGCCACAGAACUUUUUUCUAAAUUUAGCACCUGAAAGAAAAAGUUUUUCAUACUUGUUUAGGUGCCAGUAGAUGGCACACAGUCUUCCUGCUUAUGCAGUUAAUAUGCAGUAAAAAAGUCCUGCGGAAGCAAUCCCACAGGAGUUAUUGAACUGUUAAUAAGAAAGCAGUGACGGCAUAGUGCACAAAUGCUGUUCAGCCCUGUUUGGGCUUCUCAUGUGUUUGUAUUGUUAUGGUUCCAGACUGCUAAUACCCUAAGCCUCAGGCUCUAACUUGAGCAGGAAAGGUUUAUUUUUGGAAGAAGAAUUUUUCCCAUAGACAAGUGCCUGCAAUACCAACUUUUUUUUUUUUUUUUUUUUUAAUGAACCGUACAGUAAAACUUACACUAAAGUGAAAAGAUUUGGCUCAAAACAGCAUUGUACUACUGAGAAAGGAAUAGUCAGAACCCAGACUAAUGUCUGUACAUUGAGAUGCACUGCACCGCCAACAGCAUGUCUAGGAGGUGGCAGUGGAGAAGAGAUGGAGCUGGGUGGCUUGUGCAUGGACAGACAAAACGGUCUGGCUAACAUGCAGUUCUGUGGGUGCACAGCCACUGUAAGGCUGAAAAGCCAAACUGGGCUGAUCUGCUGUGUGGCCACUCAGGAAGAGGCUGCACAAGCCAUGAGGCUUGGUACAAUUGAGGCAGCUGCUGGGAGGAGCAUGUGGAAGAGGAGGGUAGCACAUUGGAGGGCUCACUUUUGGGCAUCCAAUGUAUUGUUGUAGUUAUGAGACUGAAAAUGUCUCAUAAUCAUUAAUCUCUGUGAAAGAUGUAUCGAGUAAUGCUCUCUGGAAAUCUACACUGGAGCACUGACAUGUGGGCUGGUUGUUGUAAAAACCAUCAUUGAAAUCCAAGAUAUGAGACACCCUAUCCUAAAAUUCACUUCUGCAUUGCCCUCUAAACUCCAUUGCACAAGGGCUUAGUUCAGCUUCCUGAACAUAUUUGCCUAGUGCUGUUAGAGGUGCCUGCAGUUACUUAGUCAUAUGGAAGAGGUGGAUUUGACACCAGACUUACUGAUGACCCACAUGCUCUGCCGGGGCAAAGGGAGGCCAUGAUGAUACCAGAGGGCACUCUCAGAUAACUGUGUGUGAUCACGUUUAAGUAACUGAACUGAGCCCGAUGACUACAUCUGCACUGACUGCACGACUGGGAAAGAUGAAUUUAGAUGCAGAAGCUGGCACUGCCCUCACUAAAACUUAAGCACAAGGGAUCUCACCCCAAAAAAGUCAAAUCAAGUGUCUGAUCCGAACUUCAUAUGUGCAGUCCAGGGAAAAAAUGAGAUAUAUCCCAUUGUGAUUUCUCUUCCAGGGUUCAGAGUUCCAGAAAGCAGCAUAUACCUUAGAUCAGGAGCCAAGGACAAACCCUGAGAGUUAUAUCUGUGGGUCAUGUUCUUUGACUUCAAUACCUCAUGUGGAUCUUCAAGUCCCAUGACUUGUCUCUGUUUAUUCCUUUACAUAUAAAAUAUUCUUUCUAGCCUACUUUCAUCAGGCUGUUUUUUAAGUUUAAUUAAUGCAGCAAGUCCAUUAUGCAUAUACAGUAAUAUUAUUAAUAUUUAUUGAAUAUUAAUAAUAUUAAUUAUUAAUAACACAAUGCAAUAAGUUAACUGAUUCUAACAGUCUUUUUGUCUUUUUUAGUGUUUAAUCUUACCACUUCAUGUGACUUUUUGAGUUACAGGCUAUCAUUAAAAUUCACGCUGGAUGUUGUCCAAAAACUUCAAGUAAGAAUGUUCUACAUACAGGGUUUUCCCCAAGAAAAUCUCAUCACUCAUUUAAAAGACAUCACUGAUUUCCAGCCCAGUGCUGACUCAGUGUGAGUAGAGAUUACAAAGACUGGUAGAAACUGGCACUGUAUUUCUGUUAAAGCCAGUAUAUGUUCAUAAGUGAAGGUAGGGUGGUGCCACCACAUUCCUGUCAUUCAGUCACAUUAAGUAUGUUACAUAAAAGAUGACAUUUCUUAGCACAGAAAGGGAGUGUGCUGUUCCUUUCAUUACGUAAUGUACAUAGGAAGAAGGUAAAUCUUCAGCAUCCGUUGAGUUCAGGGGGAACCACAAAGCUAUGAGGACUGGUCAGGCUCCUAGAGCAAAUGACAAAAACUGAACAACCCUUGUUUCUUAGUGAGAAGGUGAAGGCCUCCAUUGAAGUGGAGAUUCAGGGCUUGUUAUUACAGGUUUGCUUUGUGCUCCCAGUGGAUGGUGCUGCCUUUGCAGUUAUGUCCCCUGCAGCCCAUAUUCAUUCUACUCAAUGGAUCAGUGGGACCUCUCAGUUGGUCAUGGAAGGUUGAAAGGAAUUUGAUUUUUUUUCACCCAACACAAAGGAAAAAAGGAAAAAAGGAUAAAUUAAAGAAAAAUCUAUCUCCACGCAACAGACAUUUUUGGAAUUAAGAGAUCAAUAUGCAGUACUUCACACGUAUCUCAGUUAUCUUCCAGAAUAGGAAACGGAUGUUUAUAAACUGUGGACCUUGGACAGAACGAGGGUAUAAUUUCCCAUUAAACCUAACACUAUGUGUGUGUAGGUUGCAGCUAAGAGGGACAGUCCCACCCCUGCCUGUGGCUGUGUGCUCCCUUUGCCUCCUAUUUAGUGAUCACAGGGCUGCUAGAGAAUAUCGCUUCAGCUAAGCCAGCAGAAAUGAAGUACCUGCUGCUCCAAAUGAGUAGGAUUCCCUCAGACCAGUAAGCUGAACUGACUCAUCCUGCAUAGUCACUAGGUCCAGCACAAGAAGGAAGGGAACAAGAUGUUCUGGCUGAGAGAGAAGGAAGAGGGAAAGGAGGGGAGAAUGGGCCUAUCCUGACAGCAGCAGUCUGCGGUGGCACUGGUUAUGUGUAUCAGGAAACUAUACCAUUAAUAUGUCAAAUGAAUUAGCCGGGUGUACAAUACUGUUAUAAUUAUACUGCAGUUAUGCUAAGAAUAUGUGAUUUAAUAGACAAAAGAUAAUAGCAGCCCUAGAACCUGAUACCUUUUAUUCCAUCUUUUCAUAUGCAGCAGUACUUUUUAGGCAUUGUAAAUAGUCAUAACAUUUUAUAAUAGCAACUGAGAUUAAGGUUCCACUGUGAAAACAGGUAUUAAUGCACACUCUGUAGGCUCUCUAAGGAAACAAAGAACGUGUAAUAAAAGCUGUAGGGUAAAAAAACGGGUUAUCUUCCUCACUUUACAAAGCAAGAACUCAGGUAUGCCCCAGUUAAGGAAGCUGCUUAUGAUGAAGUAUAUGAACUCCUUUGGACAUCUGGAAAUUGAAUGUAUUUCUGUUAAAUACCUUCACAGAGUGAUCAUUAUAUAGUGAGGGCGAGCUUAAGUGGUGGCAAUCUGAAUGGGAACAGGCACUUUGGCAACAUUUCCAAACUAUCAGAUAAAGUGAUUUUUUAAGUUUUAUUUUCAGCCCCUUCAAGGCUGGGAAUUGGAUGCUUUUCUUUGAGUGUUAAUAAAUUAUGACACUUGGAUUUACAUCAUUAGUUCUGAACCACUGAAAUAUUUAUCUACCUCUGUGAAGUAUUAAAAAUUUUAAGACUUCAGUAUUUAAAAUUCUAAAGGAGGCCAAAUGGAGUUUUUUUAGUAUAAAUCUAUUUCUAAAACUUUCAGUUGGAGGCUUGUGACAAUUUUAACACAGCAAACUGGUAUUGUUUAAGCACUAACUACAAAGUCUGCCUCUGUCAUUGCAAUUCUAAAAUUGUCUCAGAAAAGUUAAUCAAGGUUAACUUGGAAUCACUUUUGCUAGCAUUUCCCAUAAUACGGGUUGUACAUCUUUGGGUAUAAGACAUGCCUUCAGAAUUUUGACACCGGAACAUGUAAUUGUAUCCAGUAGAGAAGUGGACUAGGAAAAAUUAAUUCAGAAGAAUUUGUGCUAGGAUAGUUAUGAAUUUCAGGAAUUUCCGGGGCUAAAUUUCUACAGGCGUGUUUUUGAAAUUCUGCAGACUUCUAAUAAGACAGGCCUAAUGCACUGAACAUCUUUUUAAAUUAAUCCACCAAGUUCAAUGGUGAAACGCUAUAAUCACGUCAGAAAACACCAAAAAAUGCAAUUCUGAGAGAGAAGUCGAAAUCAGAAUCUUAGGUUUAUAAUGAUGAACAGGUGUUUUCCUCAUGCCAGGUCUCAUGGGCCAACGCUGGAGACACCAUACCAGUGUGAUGCACCAUAAUCUGCUGAGGCAAAUCAUGUGCUCUUUGUAAGCUGCUGCAGAAAAUUUCACAUGUUUAACGAACAGAUCAAAUCAGGACUCACAAAACUCCGGUUUGAUAUACUGCAUCAGGCAUUCAUCGUUAGACAGAUUUCGUGAUGGUGGAGCAUGUAAACCCCAGCAUGGGUCUUGCUUACCCAGGCAUAGUUGAGAUGAGGAGCUGCUCACAAUUUCACCUGUGGAGGUAAGAACAAAAACCUGGGCUGCAGGGUCUCCCUCCUCUCCUGACUGUGGAGUCCUCUUUCAGGUUUUCUCUUAAACAAUCACUGUGAAAUAAGCUCUGGCUCUCUUGAAGUCAGUGGCAAAAUUCUCAUCACUUUUCCUUUCUUGACAGCCCUCAUCCCAAUUUUUUCUGACUGAUCCAGCCAAGCAGUCGACAGAAAGAAGCUGCUCUCCUCCCUCCUCCUGCCAUUUUUCCUGCUGCCCUGACCUAGGGGACUAGCUCUUGACUUUGGUGCCGAGUGCCUCAGUGCACUGGAAUUUACUGUCAGAAAGGAAACACUCCGACUGCUACAGGACACCAUGGGCAUGUGUUGCUUACACAGUAAUGUCACCCUUUGGGUCAUUGUAAGGCAGAAGGUAAAGCUGACAAGUGGUGUUUAUCUGUCAACGACAUCUUGUACAUGCCUUGAAGUGUCUCCAAGCCGACUGCCUUGGAAAAAAAAUGCAAUCUAGGCUUUAAAGUUUAAUCUUCCUUCGUCUUGCUACAUAGAGUAAGACCCCAUUUGUGGAUGCUACAUCUAUACAGAAAGUAUUUCUCAUCAGUUGUCAGCCAAGGUCACGUCUCAUUUACAUGGCAGAAAAGUAGAGUGCAUGACAGAGUAAGAAGGUCUUUCUUCCUGGCAGGUCCACAGUGCAAGGCUGUGAUUAAACUGAGCUGCCCAGGUAAAUCCAGGUGUCUUUCAUCAACACCAAUAAGUUCAGCAAAGUUGUCAGACAAAGAGGACCGCCUUCACAAAUUAGAUGGGGACUUAAAAAGUAAUAGAUGUCCUGAGAUUGAGCAUUCUUCCAUGCUGAGGUACUUGCCUAUCUUGCAAAAGCAGAAGUUGUGCAUUUUUCAGUUGUACAUUUUUAGACUUCCACUUGCCAGCGUGUUCUGUUAUUCUUAUUCAUAGAAAAGAAAAAAUGCUCUGCAGACUAUCAGUGAUAUCAAAAGAAGUAAAUUCACCAACAUCUAUAAUGUCCUAUUUUAAAUAGAAUAUGUGGCAAAGGCAGAAUGAGCACCAAAUGAAGUCACUAUGAUGCCAUUCUGCUGCAGACAUGGAGAACAGGAUUUCCAGGCCUUGUGCCUGGUGGUAGGGGACUUGAAUGGGGUUGGGCCCUGCCAAACCUCAUUCCAGUGUUCUCCUGGAGAAGUGGGCGUAUGGGUUGCUCCUGACGGGAGGAAAGGCUCCAUCUGCUUCUUAUCCUUCAUCCUUGGGCUCAGUAAAUAACUAUUUCCUAAAGUCUCCAAAUCUCCAAAUAUUAAAACUGUUGGAAAAUUAUUUUCUGUUAUGUAAGAUUUCAAAACUUUGGAUUCUUUAUUAGUACAAAACCAGGAUGCUGUUUAUUUUUGAAAGAAAACACACAGACAUGCCAGCAUUUUGGGGGUUAUUUCCAGAUUUUGUUGUGUGUGGACUGGGAAUCCUUUCCCAUUCUCAUCUAAACUGACUGUUUCUGUCCAGCAUUCUUAUUUCAAUUGAUCAGCUUUUCUCAAUAUUAACAAAACCUUUCAGUGGAAAAAAUUUAAAUAGAAUCGGACUAUCUCAAGUUGGAAGGGAUCCAUAAGCAUCAUCAGGUCCAACUCCCUGCUACUCACAGGACUGCCUAAAACUAUUAUGACUAAAACCGUCAUUUGGUUAAAAAGUUUGAUUAAAGAUUUGUCUCUGAGGUCUUCUGGGAAUGUCCUGAUCCUUUGCCUUGGUGACAAGAUGAAAUUUUUUCUCUGGUAACAAACAGACAGUGACUUACUAGAAUAGAGCCUGAAGUAAGUGAGGGAGUUCAGUCCUAGGAAUAGCAGCAAAUAUGAAGUUAUGGAUGCAGAUCUAGCAGCUGCAAGAGCAAAUAAGGGUUUGGAUGUUUGACCAAAGGAAUUUAUUAAAAACAGAUGAGAGAGAAUGAUUUAAUUAUCUGACGCCUUGGUUAGCUGCUCUUUGGAAACUGCUCAAGGAGCUGAACAGAGUUAAAAUAGGAUACUCAUGUUUUGGAAAGAGACUGCAGAAGAUUAAUUGGGGCAGGCAUGGAAGGGAAAGGCUCAGAAAGCUUAGCAUGUCUGGCCUCUGAGGUGGCUGAGAAGAGGGCUUACGGUGGUACACAAAAGCCACACUGCAAUGAGGAUAAAUUUUGGUCAGAAGAUGUUCCCUUUAUGGAAGGGCAAAAUGCAAGGUCACAAGCUAACUUACAGAAGGAGAAUAUCAAGCUGGGAGAAGAGAUGUUUCCAUCCAGAGACAUGAGGCAGCCUGUGCAAACAGGGGUGAUUUUAGCAAUAGGAUUAGUUAAUGAAAGGAUGGCUGGGGAUGGCACAGCAUCUAGUUGUACCUACUGAGGUACAGGAGGUGGGCUAGAAACAAGGCGGAGCUCAGCUCUUUCCAUCUCGUGGUUUCUGUGAAGGGUCUGGCUCAGUCAUUUGGCAAGUGGGCUGGUGGCUGAGUUGGAAGGUGGUUUGUGGCCUUUUCACUUGCUCGGGAGUUGUGUGUUCAGCAAAGAGGAGCUAAAUGCUUCCUUUUCUGGCUCAGCUCCUUCACAAGAUGAGUUGCAAUCAAAUCAGCUGAUUACCAUAUAUAGGGAAGCAGAGCAGGACUGCAGGGAAAAAAAUGCUUAAAAAUCUGAACUUCACAGAAUGAAUAGAUAAAUGCAUUUAUUAACAAAGUUUACAGGUUGGGUGGAUAGGUAAUUGUAAGCAUGUUUAGAUAUCUCUGUGAUCCAAGAAGCAUAAGCUUAGAAUAGAAAAAAACAACAAAAACACACCCCACCCCCCCAAAGUCAGACAUUUCCUUCUUUUCAGUUUUUUCCUUCUUUUUUUUAAUCAGUCUUAAAGCAGUUUGGACAAUUGUUAGCCAAAAUCAACACCUCUCUUGUAUGCAGUGAUAAAACAAGCUUGGUGAUACCAUGCACUCUGCAAACAUGGAGAAGUAUAAGAAGGCAAGCUCUGAAUGACAUCUAUCCAAUGGCACCAAUGUACUAAUAAUUGUUACAGCAUAAGCAAGAUGGGGUCAACAUGAUGACAACAUUUAUGCAGGAAGAAAAAUAAACUGAAAUGACUAAGCUGUCUUAGAUUGGAGUAUAGAGUAUCUGUACAUGAUUGAGUCAUGGACUCAGUUGGGGAUUAGACUGAAACAAAUAAAACAUGGCUUACUUUCUUGGGAAAUAAACUGCUUUCUCUGUCACUGCUAGUGCUAAGGUACACUGAAAUAUCAUGGUCUAAAUCUACCCCAGUGGCAUCUUCUGUAAUACUAUUAAAAAAUACAUUAUAGGAAAGUUGCAACACUGGAUUUUUUUAUCAGAUUAGAAGAGAACGUAACAUGAAAUGCAAUUAAUUAUACAAGUAUAAUGUAAGGGUAGGAAAGAAUGAAAGGAUAAGAAAAUUUCCAGAUAGUUGCUGCUCCACAGUUUCAAUUUAUUUCAUGCAGAUAGAGAGCCUUUUGCUUGCACUCUCAGCUAGCUGGCCUUUAGAAAACAGAGACCUCAAGAAACACACAUCUCUCCACACACCACAAAGCAACUAUAGUAUUUCACGAUUUUUUUCUACCCAUAACCCAUCUUCCUCCCUUGUUGCCUAGCAGAGGUUAUGAAGACAAUUUAGUUUUUCUAGCUAUGUCUAUACCCAUAAAUAAAAGAGGGCUAGAGCACAAGUUCAGGUGUUGUUCUGUGAUUAUCCAUGCUAGGGGAUGGUUAGUGUGUUCUCUGGUAGCAUUUUGGCUCCGGCCAGCUAGCACUCUCCCACCUAUGCCUAAGCAUAGCUCAGGCACAUGCUAGCAACCAUUCCCUGUGUACAUUUUGGCUGCAGUCUCCUGCUUUUGGGGUAGAGAAGGAGUUUUGCUGUACAGAUGAGAACCACACACUUUCAACUUGGCCACUGGGCCUGUGAGUGGUCUCAGUACUGAUUUAUUUAGUAGCAUGAAAGUGCUCUAUGAGUUAGAUUAUGUCUUCCUUAAUAUCCUUUUUCCUCCUCCUGUAAAGGAAGCUCUUUAAAGCUGCAAGGAUAAGCACUGGUCUCCAAUCCUUUCUCACUGUCAGAUUGCAAUAGAAGUCCUCUCUAACCCAUCCAGUGCUAGACUGUGACCAUAUUUAAUCCUGUUUGUAUUAACAGGAAUCUCCAGACACGUAGUUCUCGGCACCUCUUGGCACAUGAUGGGUAAAAUGCAAAGACACCUGUCUUAGAAGGGGACACUAAGGAAACACCAUGCUGGAAUCAGCAGUUACUCUUCAUCCUCCUCUUAUUCCAGUUGCAGUAUAUAAAGCAGAGGAAUUCUUCUUACCCUCUGCUUGUCACACUGAUCUGCAUACUCUCUCAGCUGGACUUGGGGCUACUACUUACUGCAUCUGAAGGGCUGAAACUCACUGGAAAUAAAGAAUUCUUGUAAAAAUGCCGGAACCCACCAAGAAAGAGGAGACUGAAACUGAAAGUGCACCGCCACCUCCAGAACAAAAAACAUCGCAGGAGGGUGAAACUGGAAAGGGUAAAGACGAAGAUGACACAUCAGGUAGUACUCCACCAGCAGAUGGGAUGUCUAAGCCAGCGGAAAGAAAAGAUUCAGUAUGGUCUAUUGGAGAAGGAGCUCCAGAAGAGACAGAAAAACGCGAUGACGCCCAAAGGUCCACUUUAUUCGUCGAAAAACCUCAGAGCGGUUCAGUGAGCGUUGGUGGGAAUAUUACAUUUAUAGCCAAAGUGGAAGCCAAAGAUCUUCUCCGAAAGCCAAAUGUUAAGUGGUUUAAAGGAAAAUGGAUGGACCUAGCCAGUAAAGCGGGGAAGCACCUGCAGCUGAAAGAGUCCUUUGAACGUCACACUAAGAUUCACACGUUUGAGAUGCAUAUCAUUCAAGCUAAGGAAAAUUAUGCAGGGAACUAUCGCUGUGAAGUAUCUUAUAAGGACAAGUUUGAUAGUUGCUCUUUUGAUCUCGAAGUCACUGAAUCUUCCCAAGCUGCCCCAUCCAUUGACAUCAGAUCUGCUUUCAAAAGAAGCGGUGAUGGACAAGACGAUGCAGGAGAACUUGACUUUAGUGGUCUCCUGAAACGUAGGGAGGUCAAACAGCAAGAAGAAGAACCUGAGGUAGAUGUGUGGGAGCUCCUGAAGAACGCAAAUCCCAGUGAAUAUGAGAAGAUUGCUUUUCAGUAUGGUAUCACUGACCUGAGAGGCAUGUUAAAGCGUCUGAAGCGCAUGCGCAGGGAAGUGAAGAAGAGUGCAGCUUUUGCCAAAGGUCUUGAUCCUGCAUAUCAGGUGGACAAAGGAGGUAAAGUAAGGUUCAUGGUGGAGCUAGCAGAUCCAACAGUGGAACUCAAGUGGUAUAAAAAUGGCCAAGAAAUACGACCAAGUGCAAAAUACAUUUUUGAGCACAAAGGUAACCAGAGAAUUUUAUUCAUCAAUAAUUGUUCGAUGACAGACGAUGCUCGCUAUUACGUAACAGCUGGUGAUGAGAAAUGCUCCACAGAACUGUUUGUGAGAGAUCCUCCAAUUUUGGUGACCAAAGGCCUGGAGGAUACUAGUACCUAUGUGGGUGAACGAGUAGAACUGAGCUGUGAAGUGUCCGAGGAUGAUGCAAAUGUGAAAUGGUUUAAGAAUGGUGUAGAACUUACCAAUGAACCUAAAUCUCGUUACCGAAUCAAGGUUGAGGGUAAAAAACACACUUUGAUCAUAGAGGAAGCCGCAAAAAAUGACAGUGCAACCUACUCAGUAAUGACAACUGGAGGCCAAUCUGAAGCUAAGCUUUCAGUUGAUUUGAGACCACUGAAGAUCCAACUUGCACUAGAAGACCAGACUGUGAGGCUUGGACAGGAAAUCCAUCUGAAGUGUGAGAUAUCUGAGAACGUCGAAGGGAAAUGGUACAAAAAUGGGCAACUGGUUGAAGCUAGUGACCGUGUAAAGCUUUAUCACAAAGGAAGAAUCCACAGAUUUGUUAUAGCGAGUGCUGCUGUUGAUGAUGAGGCUGAAUACAUGUUUGUACCAGAUGCCUAUAAUAUUAACAUUCCAUGCAAAGUACAUGUUGUGGAUCCUCCUAAACUCCACCUGGAUGGUCUUGGGGAAGGUAACACUGUGACAGUAGUGGCAGGAAGCAAACUACGACUUGAGAUCCCCAUCACUGGCGAGCCAACUCCAAAAGUCAUGUGGAGUAAAGGGGACAAGUGGCUCACAGACAGUGGAAGAAUACGGGCAGAAACAUACUCAGACAGCAGCUGUCUGGUCAUAGAUACAGCUGAGAGGGAGGAUUCAGGUCCUUUCAGAAUAACGUUAAAGAAUGAGGCUGGAGAGGACACAGCUUUAAUCAACAUUAAAGUGGUUGAUGUCCCUGAUCCUCCUCAGGCACCAAAUGUGACUGAGGUGGGUGAAGACUGGUGUGUUAUGACCUGGGAACCUCCAGCAAAUGAUGGUGGAUCACCCAUCUUAGGAUAUUUCAUUGAAAGGAAAAAGAAACAAAGCUCCAGGUGGAUGAGGCUGAAUUUUGAACUGUGUAAAGAAACAACUUUUGAGCCAAAGAAGAUGAUUGAAGGUGUUGCUUAUGAGGUCCGUGUAUUUGCUGUUAAUGCAAUAGGCAUUUCCAAGCCAAGUAUGCCUUCUAAGUCCUUUGUUCCUUUAGCUGUUACUAGUCCACCAACUCUCCUGGCAGUGGAUGGAGUGACUGACACCUCAGUUACAAUGAAAUGGAGGCCACCAGACCACAUUGGAGCAGCAGGGUUAGAUGGCUAUGUUGUAGAGUACUGCUUCGAAGGAAAUGGAUUCUCACAAGGUAUAUCGACAGAUCUGUCUGAGGAAUUGCUGGAGCCACCUUUUAACCUGGAAGCUGAUGAAUGGAUUGUGGCUAACCCGGAGCUGACAGACAAAACGAAGUUUACUAUCAAUGACCUGCCGACUGGCUCAAAAAUCCUUGUGAGAGUUAAAGCUGUGAAUGCUGCUGGUGAAAGUGAGCCCAGGUACCACCCACAGCCUAUUUUAGUCAAGGAAGUGAUAGAACCUCCAAAGAUUCGUCUACCAAGACACUUGAAACAAACCUAUACUCGAAGAGUUGGAGAAACUGUGAAUCUUGUUAUUCCUUUCCAGGGAAGACCAAGAGCAAAAGUGUCAUGGCAGAAAAAUGGUUCUCCAAUCGACAAGAACGAUAUCAACAUCCGCAACACUGAGAAUGACACUAUCAUUUUCAUCCGAAAAGCAGAAAGGAGCCACUCAGGCGAAUAUGACAUGAAAGUGGAAGUAGAGAACUUGGAGGACAAAGCUACAAUAGAUAUUCAGAUUGUUGAUCGCCCAGGCCCACCAGAGGUUGUAACUAUUGAGGACGUCUGGGGAGAGAAUGUAAAUUUAUCAUGGAAGCCACCAAAAGAUGAUGGCAAUGCUGCCAUUACUGGGUACACUAUUCAAAAAGCAGAUAAGAAGAGUAUGGAAUGGUUCACAGUAAUGGAGCACUACCACCGCACCAGUGCCACCAUUAACGAGCUCAUCAUAGGAAACGAGUACUACUUCCGGAUCUUCGCUGAAAACAUGUGCGGCCUCAGCGAGGAUGCAACGAUGACCAAAGAGAGUGCUUUGAUUGCAAAGGAUGGUAAAGUCUACAAAUACCCAGUUUACGAUGAUUUUGACUUCAGUGAACGGCCAUUGUUUACUCAGCCUCUAGUCAACACAUUUGCUGUAGCUGGUUACAAUGCUACUUUGAACUGCAGCGUUCGGGGCAACCCCAAGCCCAAAAUAACCUGGCUGAAAAAUAAAGUCGUCAUAAUGAAUGACCCAAAGUACCGAAUGUUCAGCAACCAAGGUGUCUGUACCUUGGAGAUCCGCAAACCCAGCCCCUAUGAUGGGGGUACUUACAGCUGCCGAGCAGUCAAUGAACUUGGAGAGGCAGAAGUUGAUUGCAAACUGGAAGUAAAAGUGAUAUAUCACGGAGUAAUUAACCCAGGAGAACCAUUCUUCUUGGCGGGGAAUAACCAGUUACACAGUAAGGAUUUUUGAAUGUAUAGUGUCAUCUAAGGUGGGCUUUCAUACUUCAGACUACUGAUGGAUGGAGUGCCUCCACAUAUCAUUGCUUCAUAUAUGCGUGAAGUACAGGCAAACAAAACUGAGGGGAAGUGAAAGUCCGUCCACAGUGUUUCCUCCCACUGCACUGGAAAGCGGUAGCAGAACAACAGCAUUUUAGUUCUUGCAAUGACAGAACAAACGUGUGGCUGGGCAUUUUCUUGCCCCCUCCCCCCCCCCCCCCCUUUUUUUUUGUUUCUUACUUGUUGUUUUGUUUUUCCUACCUGCUCUUACUGAAAAGAAAGAAUACGCAUGGAUUGCUUUGAGGUUGAAAUUAAAUGAUCUGAAGACAACACACAUUUUGUAAUGUUCAGCUUUAUUUUCUGUUUGAUGUUGUGGUCUGUUUUUUGAUGAGGAAAGAGGAGAAGCUGUGUAAUAAACACCAGGAGGCAGUCAGAGUUUGUACUUGGUGGUACAAAGCAUACUUUUCUCAGACUGAAAGUACAUGGAUUAGCCAGUAGCUGUGCAAUAAGACCCUUGGAAUACAUACCUCUUUGAUAAUGUACCUUAUUCACCUGAUAAUUGUUUAACAAUAUGGUUUUACUAUAACGUAAUUAAUACGUUAUGAUGAAUUAAUAUGUUACUUAAUGAUCAUUUAAGCUAAACAUAUCUUCCUUUAGAAGUUUUGGUUUCCUAAAUCCAACCCACCAGUCUCUCAACUGACCUGAAAUUGUUUUAUUUAAUGUACAAUAAAUAUGAAGUGUUCAAGAUCUAUCAAGUUCUUGUUUACUGUUUUUUUAGGUUUUUUUCCAUCUCAUCUUACUAUGCUUCUUGUUUAAUUACUGUAAAGCAGGAACUUGAAUCCACCACAUUCAGUGGAAAACAGUAUCAGCGGUCACCUGACCCAAUGGGCUUACAAUGUAAGAUACAUGAUACAGAAUGUGAGUAAAGAUAAAUACAUGCAAUUUUGUAUCUACAUGUUUUCAAUAUCUUCAAUAUUAUACAUGUUAACCCCGGUGGUUUUCAUCAUUUUGGAUCCACCCCUUUCCUCAGCAGUUCAUGGAGCUCAUGUAGGUAUCUUAGCAGAAAAGGGACUCAGACCAUAUCACUAGCGAGUUUACUGUGCAAGGCAAAAAUGCCUUAGACAAGGCAAAAAGGCUACGUUACUUUUCCAACUCUAGCGAUGUUAAACUUCAAGUGUUGCAGGGGUGGGGGUGAUUGUAAGUCUUCAGCAGACUCUGAAGCAUGGUCACACAUAACUUGGCCAGGUUGUCGAUUCCCUGUUGCCCUGUCAUUUAUUUACCAGUUCUCACUCUGGCUGUAUAGAUAGGGUAGGUGCUUACUGACUAAUGAUUGAUCUCCAAUUAUUGUUUAUAAAGACAAAGGUCUAUUUAGACCAGUAGUACGUUACAAGAUUCUUUUUGAUGUCAGCACAUUUUCAAACACCCAGCAAUCAGUAAUUAUGCAAUAAUAAAAGCAUGUGUUACUAUGAACUGGUGUUUUUGCAGUUGAAUUACCACUUCUUUCACUGUAGGGAUCUGAAUGAAUGUUCUCACUUUGUUCUGCAAAUCUCGCUUGCUCAAAGAUCCUUCUUCUUCUUUCUCUCCUUUCUAUCUUUGUGAUUUCUUCUGGGCUGACAUUUUUGCAAGAAAGCAGUUCUCCAUUCCCAGUGAUCCUGGACACCCCUCCACCUGCAUUUCACCCUACUCCUGUCAAAAUCAAUUCUCUCCUACACAUCCAUUCACACCUACACACGAAAGACAUCUACUAAGAAGAAAAUAUAAUAAAGGAUUAAUAAUAUCUCUUUAUUCUGUAUCUCACCAGUGAAUCGGACUCCCUUCAUAUCUUCUGAAGCACAGAAGGCUGUGGGAGAGGGUCGGUUUGAAUAUAUGCCAUGCAGAUUUAAGCACUUAGGCACAUAGCCCUCAUUUAAAAUAGUAUCAGUCAGUUGAGAUCUAUUAUAGCCAGCACAAAAAGCUAUAGCGAGUUUGUGCUUUUCAGUAAGCCAAAAAGGAUGUGCAUGGCCAUCUGCAUGUUGUAUGCAAUGACGUUUACAGCUUGAAGCUUAUGUUAUCUAUCUGCCUCCUCAGUCUCAACUGUACGUUAUAACCUAUAUAGCCAGAAUAAAUCUCAGCUUCUGUAGGCUCUCUGCCGAUGGAAUCAGCUACUCGUAAUUUCUACCAGAUGCCAGCAGUGUUAAAAGACAAGCUGAACUAAGCUAUUUUUCACUGUAUGGACGGUAAGCAUUCUAUUCGGAUGCCCUUAAUUCUUCCCCAGUUGCAUUGCCCAGCACUUGCCGUCGGCUGUCCCUCAGGCUCGAGAUGGGCCACGCCAAUAGGAAGUACUGGGUAUCAGGCUGUGGGUGGACUAAGAUGAAUGAGCAUUGGUGUGCUAUGAAUUCAUACCCUCACUAACUAUCCUGACCAGCCAAGCCUCUGGAUUAAAAAUUAAUUGAAAAUUACUCUGAGAGGAAUGAUAGGAUGGGGUGGGAUAUGAAAGGCAUUUCUAACAGAUCUAAAAUAGGCUGCAGAACCUUAAACAAAGAAUAACAAAAGAUAAAGUUUUGAUUUAUGAUGACUUGCCUAAUGGGAUUCUCCAGGGAUCAUGUUUGAUAGAUGAAAUAAAGUGACAAAAACCAAGAGAGUUAAGAAAAUGCUAAUGAAAUCUGCCAUUAAUACCAGUUUAGGAGAAUAAAGACAUACCAAAGAUGACAAAAACUACAGGCAAAGCAACCUAGAAAGGAUAGAAGCAACAAAAUAUCUUGCUGUAGAAGAUAUGGCCCAGUACUCCCAGGAUGAAAUUUCUCCAAAUUCUGCUCUCGUGGAAUUUCCAGGGAAUUAACAAAACUCAGAGAGACCUAGGAGUAACACAGGACAUUAAAUAAAACCUGAUUAUAUCAUAAAAAAUAACACAAACCACAAAAGCUCCAGAAGUAAAACUAGUAGUGCUUUUAUGGCUUAUGGUUGUGUUCCCUGAUGUCUCACAAUAUAUGAAACCAGUUUAAACCUUCAGCCAGUUGCAUUAUUCAUAUUAUCUGUUUGCUAUGUACACUCUCCAUCGAUUAGUACGUGCUGAGGUUAUAGUUCAGUAGCACCUUUCUCUUUUCUGCACACUUUCACAUAUCUGGUAAGAUUUUAGUAUUCCUGAAAGCUCUGCCUUGGUGUUGAGUUUGACUUACACAGGUAAAGGAAAGUUAUUACUUGGAAUAAGAGGGCAGACCCACACAUGUAUACACACACAGAUAAACAGAGAAAGAAGAAUCAAAGUUAAACAAAAAAAGGGUUUGUUUUUUUUAAGGAAGCCAAGGGAAAAUAUUUUAUCUUCUCUUGGCUUGCUCUUCUUGCCUAUGAAAGGGCAUCAGGCAUAUAAAUGUUACUGUUGUAUAAAUACAGAUCCAUUCUCAGAUUGCUGCAUGUGGAGCUUGACACAGGCAUAGUAGCUACUACCUGUUUGUACUGAAAGAUCAUGGCCAGUGCCAGCCUAUUUUUCCCUCACUGAAAGCAAUCUCACAAAUACAGAAAGGGAAGGAGAAAAAACACAUGCAAAUCUUUGAAGGAAUGCUUACAUUGGUAUAUGCUGUUUAUAAGGAGGUCUUUACUGAGAGUCAGAAAUGUUUUAAGCUUCCUGUACUUCUUUUCUUGG
Molecule: messenger RNA, 17449 nt
Organism: Falco peregrinus (peregrine falcon)
Lineage: Eukaryota; Metazoa; Chordata; Aves; Falconiformes; Falconidae
Gene: MYBPC1
Product: myosin binding protein C1
Exons: 34
Coding region: 10238-13804 (1188 amino acids)
Molecular function (GO): protein binding
Source: RefSeq, a predicted model, not a curated record